AUGGAGUCCUCCGAUGUUGCAGAUCGCCCGGAGGAUGAUAAGCUGAAAAAGCUCGCCGAGAUCGCCGCCGACAUUUUCAGAGGUCUUUCGCCUACUCCAGAAGUAACAAAAGAUCGAAGCAUCGAUACGAGCCAGAGUUCAGGUCUAUAUACACCACUUCAAGAAGGCCAAAUCCGACUCAUUUCGAUAAUCCCAUCAGUCGAUUUCGAAGCCCCACUGAUAUGCACGCUGCGCCCAGUAUCGUUGACUCAAGCGCGAUAUUCAGCGAUCUCCUACGUUUGGGGUGAUUCGAGCAACCCUGAAGAAGCAUCAAUAAAUGGACAUAUCGUGCUAUUGCAACAUAAUCUCGCAUCUGCUUUGAGGCAUAUACGUGCAACGGGUGCGUCGGAAGUUUGCAGUGCCUUAUGGGCCGAUGCGAUCUGCAUCAAUCAGCACGAUAUACCAGAAAAGAAUCAACAAGUCGGUAUGAUGGACCGGAUCAUCCAAGAAGUCGUCCUAUCGAAGGAACUUAUCUUCAUGUCUGGCGAACAAGUUAUUACUGCACGUCAAUUGCGGAAAGUCCACGAAACCUUGAAAAGCAUUGAGAAACCACCGCUCGAUUUCUUGAGCCAGCUCACCGAACGAUGGCCGAAUUUCGGCUGGUUACUGCUGGAUAACUUACUCUCGUUGAAGAAUUUGAUGAUGCGUGGCUUCACUGACGGCCACAAUACGAUUAAUAUUUUCAGCGGUCUACUUUUGGUGACCGCAAGGAACCGCGUUUCGAAUCCAAGAGAUAAGGUUUAUGCCCUUCUCGGAAUGACAGGUCUUCAGGAUACUAUAAGACCUGAUUACUCGAUACCCGUUACGUCAUUGUACAUCUCCACUUGCGAUCUGUUGCUCAAAAAUAAAGCUGAUUUAAGCUUUCUGGCUAUGGGAAGGUUAUCUACCCUCGACCACAACCUCGCUGUAGAUUCACAAAUGCCUUCUUGGUUGCCAAAUUUUCAUGCGGUCAGUCAGUGUACUGACAAGCUCCCGAGCCUCAGACAAUUCGUCGGACGCGCCUACGAGGCUGCAACUUCUCUCAGUGGUGAACCGCAGAUUUUGGCGUCCUCUUCCGGAUCAUACCUAGCCGUUGAUGGUUAUGUUAUUGACACUGUUGAGGCGGUACUUACUGCCACUGGGCAUAGCCCUAUUCAAGAUAUCAUGGAGCACGUGCUGUUCAUCUGUGACAGUCUGAAAGAGUCUGUGUUUCCCGUACUUCAAGCUGCUUGCCGCACUUUGACGGGUGAUUUUGAUACGAUGGGAUCCUCUCGCAUUCGCAAGCUCGAUGACAAGGCCUAUAUCGCUCUAGGCGUAACUUUCCUCCGCAUGCUCGAGGUUUGGUACGAACAGUAUUCAGAUAAUGACGAACGUACAGUGACUAUGGAACAUCGGCAAAAGUUUAUUGCCUACUUCAAUUCUCUGUGUCCGGACCCCUCGCAUAGCGAAAACCUGACAGAAGUGGUCCGCGAGCAUUUUCUAGGCAGCGCAUCAGAACUCGGACAUUGGACCUCGGAGCGGAUAUGUAGGGUUUUUUAUAAGUUACCAGACAUGUAUUCUCGGUCUUCUCAAGCGUUCCAGAUGAUCAAUUUUGUAUGGUCCACCAUGCAGGCGCGUAGCACGAUACGCAGCUCCAAGGGUCACUUCGGAAAUGCUCCUCUUGACACAAAGGUCGGCGAUCAGAUAUGUAUAUUCAAAGGUUGCAGAUUUCCCGUUAUACUGAGGAAGCAGCCGCAGUAUGUUUACGUUGGACCUUGUUUCCUGUUAGGCUUUAUGGAUGGCGAGAUUGUAGACAUGGCAGAGAGAGGAGAGGUCCAGGAGGAACGCUUCGAAAUCUUUUGA
Messenger RNA from Didymosphaeria variabile, 1860 nucleotides. RefSeq lists its product as uncharacterized. The record is from RefSeq and is a predicted model, not a curated record. Lineage: Eukaryota; Fungi; Ascomycota; Dothideomycetes; Pleosporales; Didymosphaeriaceae. The transcript is spliced from 2 exons. Bases 1 to 1860 code for a protein of 619 amino acids.